Messenger RNA from Gossypium arboreum, 892 nucleotides. RefSeq names its product signal peptidase complex subunit 2. Gene Ontology annotation, cellular component: membrane; signal peptidase complex. Gene Ontology annotation, biological process: protein targeting to ER. The transcript is spliced from 6 exons. The record is from RefSeq and is a predicted model, not a curated record. The coding region runs from base 82 to 657 and encodes 191 amino acids. NCBI's taxonomy places the organism in Eukaryota, Viridiplantae, Streptophyta, Magnoliopsida, Malvales, Malvaceae.
AUAUAAACCUUGACUUCUCUAUUUUUGUGCCAGUCUCCUCCAGUCUCAGAAUACCAGCAACGCUUAUUUUCCUCCAUAAAGAUGCAAGAAAAAAAAGCAGAAACCGCAAAUAAAAAUGCGAAGAAGGCGAAUCUAUUGGAUCACGGCUCCAUCAAACACAUCCUCGAUGAAUCCGUCACUGAGAUUGUGAAGAGUCGCGGAUAUGUAGAAGAUGUGAGGAUGAGCAAUAUCAGAUUAUUGCUUGGAACUAUUAUUAUUGUAAUCGCUCUUGUUGCUCAAUUUUACAAAAAGAAGUUCCCCGAAAACCGUGAUUUCCUCAUCGGUUGCAUCGUAUUAUAUAUAGUUUUCAAUGGAGUACUCCAGCUGGUCAUAUACACUAAGGAAAAGAAUGCAAUUCUCUUUACUUAUCCUCCUGCUGGAUCCGUAACCAGUACUGGUUUGGUGGUCUCGUCAAAGUUACCAAGAUUCUCUGAUCUUUAUACACUUACGAUAGCAAGUGCAGAUCCCAAGUCGAUAUCUGCAGGGAAACCGGUUGAGUUGACCAAAAGUGUUACUCAAUGGUUCACUAAGGACGGAGUAUUGGUUGAGGGCCUAUUCUGGAAAGAUGUCGAAACACUAAUAAAUGAUUAUGCGACAGAACCAAAGAAAAAGAAGUGAUCAUAGAUAGACCAGCUUUGGAUGUCAAACUGCAGGUUUCACAUGCCAGGUUUCACAUGCCAUUGGUUGCCAGCGUUUUGAUGGGGUUAGCUCUUUACCAUUUAAUUGAUUUGUUUACCUUAUAGGUUAUGCUACUUAUAUUUCUUGGAUCAAAUUAUGGUUUUGGGUUCUCUGCAUUUUAAUUUGGCUGAUUUGGUCUCUUUAUCUUUAUAAUAUCAUCAGUUAGUUUAAAUAA